Messenger RNA from Orbicella faveolata, 571 nucleotides. RefSeq names its product inositol polyphosphate-5-phosphatase A-like. Gene Ontology annotation, biological process: phosphatidylinositol dephosphorylation. Gene Ontology annotation, molecular function: inositol-polyphosphate 5-phosphatase activity. The record is from RefSeq and is a predicted model, not a curated record. Lineage: Eukaryota; Metazoa; Cnidaria; Anthozoa; Scleractinia; Merulinidae.
CUCGUGGGAGGUACAAUCCCACAAACCCCAUAGGCACGAAAAGGAAGCGUAUACAAACCUCUACCAGCCAAUUCGACGAGGCAUGAAAAUGCCAAAGAAUACAAAAGAUGUUCAGUGAUAGAUGAAUAUGGGAGAGCACACUGUGCCGGUUCUGCUCAUAACAGCAAAUGUUGGUUCCGUCUUUGAAAAUCGAGAUGGUCUUGAGAAAGGCUGGAUUCGUGAAACAGUCGGUACAAUAACAAGACUUAAACCAAAGUUUGUGGCACUGCACUUUCAAGAAAGUGGAGGAAAAGAAUCGGGUGAGGAAUCACUAGAAAAUGUGAAGGACUUUACGCGUGUCUUCCUUGGUCAGUCUCAACUGAAAGAAAAAUUUGACAAAGUGCGAGCAUGGUUCGAUCAAGAUUACCAUAAACAAGAGCAAUAUACGGCUCUUGGUUGUAUAUAUCUGGUAAGCAAGUCCUUAGAGGAUGCAUCACUCUGGAAUUUUGAAGGUAUUAGCAAGAGACUUGUAUUUAUUUUUAUAUUUUCAUACAUAUAAAUGUCAGAUGUAUGGAGUGUAAUAUUUUCUUUA